AUGAGGGCAUCAUCAGUCGUGCUGCUAGGGCUGGCUGCGCUCGUAGCCGCGACUUCGCGCGAGUCGAUACACGGGCUGGCGUGCGAAGCCGGAGACGACAGGUGCACCACGGUCUCGACGACCACUUCCCUGAAGCCGACCACAACGACAGCGACAACCCCAACAACGACAGGUCCGGCGGUGACGGGCAGCAUCCGGCAUUGCGACAGCCAUCACCACAGCCGUAGCGGGGGCGACAAUGACAACAACAACAACAACAACCACCGCAUUCGUACCGAUCAUGACGAUGACGGCCACGAUGAUGACGACGACCGAGAUGACGACGACAGCACCUGCCUGGCAGCCACAUCGACCACCUCGGCCUCCACUACAUCCAACUCCGUCAGCCACAGCGACCACAGCACCACCACCACCACCACGGCCCAAACGAGCGUGUCUCUCAGCAGCAUCGCAAGCGGCAACUCGUCGUCGCUCCCCACAGUCACCUCACUCGGCCCCGAAAGUUCCGGUUCUACUAGUCGCCCGGCAGCAGGCACGAAGACCGAGACGGUAUCCUCGACAGCAACCCUCCCCGCGACCACUGCCUCGUCGUCGUCCUUGUCGUCUUCCACUUCAGCAGGCCCGCCAGCGACUACCAAUGCCGCGGCAGCCGCUGUUCCCACGAGCGUGAUGAGUGCUGUCGGCGCCUUGCUGGGGAUGGCUGCCGUGGCUCUGGCGUUGUGA
Messenger RNA from Lasiosphaeria miniovina, 723 nucleotides. RefSeq lists its product as uncharacterized. Bases 1 to 723 code for a protein of 240 amino acids. The transcript has a single exon. The record is from RefSeq and is a predicted model, not a curated record. NCBI's taxonomy places the organism in Eukaryota, Fungi, Ascomycota, Sordariomycetes, Sordariales, Lasiosphaeriaceae.